AAGCAGUGUUUUGUUUAUCUCCAUCAGAAAAAUAAACCGGAUCGUUUGGUUCGAUCACUUGAUGACGCGAUGGAGAUGAGUGACGCUGGCUGCAGCAAGCUCAUCAACAGGGUGCGGUUCUCGAUACACAGCAACAGGAACCUAUGCUGGCGGACCCUGCUGCACGCGCUGUUCCUGCUGCACCAUGGCUGGGUUCUGGUGUACACGGUGCAGAUCCCCAUCGAGAACCACGAGAACCCGGUGUUUCGGAACAUGUAUACAUACAAAGUGGCCUUCCUGACUGGUUGGAAUAUGAUGUUUCAAGGGAUUUUUAUUAACCUAUCGUUAACGAACGAUAUUAUGGAGUGGCAGGAUAAGCACCUCAGCAGGUCGGGAGAAAAGAUUCGAUACUGGAGAGAUGUCCUGUAUGGCGGUUUGGUAGUGCCGUUUACUUUAUUCGUGACGGGUAUAUUCUGGGGCGUGUACUGCAUCGACCGGGAACUCAUCUUCCCCAAGUUCUACGAGGAGGUGAUCCCCUGGUGGCUGAGCUUCUGCGUCCACACCAACAUCAGCCUCGUGCUGGUUGCGGAGACACUCCUCCAGGACCGAAGACAGCCGGCGAACAGGAGCUUGGAGAUAUUCCUGUGUUUCUUCUUCGCGAUAGGGUAUGCUGUCGUGAUCUACUUAAUCUACCUCCUAUCUGGGACAUGGCUGUACGAGCUAUUUAAAGCAAUGAGCUUCUGGCACAUCUGCCUCUACCAGCUCGGCUGCUGGGUCUCCUCCUACGUCUUCUACGAGAUGCAGUUUCCUAUUAACAGAUAUUUCCAUCCCGUAAAAAGAAUAAGUGAGCAAGAGAUCACACAGAAGAACGAGUAACUGAGGAUUUUUCGUUUUGCUGAAGACAACAUUUUAGAAAUAAUAGAAGUUUUUAUGAUCAAUUAAUGAUAUUUGAUACUCGAAAAAAAAUAUUUAUAAGAGGUCGUAGAUCGACUCAGUAUCAAACUUAAAAUAUCCCAAAAGAAAAUCUACACGUAGCUGAAGUAAGAGAACGACAGAGGAGAAAAUUAUAGCUAGUAUUUUAGUAUAAUAAAGUAUAAUUUUAUA
Messenger RNA from Aricia agestis (brown argus), 1083 nucleotides. RefSeq names its product androgen-dependent TFPI-regulating protein-like. NCBI's taxonomy places the organism in Eukaryota, Metazoa, Arthropoda, Insecta, Lepidoptera, Lycaenidae. Bases 70 to 855 code for a protein of 261 amino acids. The record is from RefSeq and is a predicted model, not a curated record. Gene Ontology annotation, cellular component: membrane; endomembrane system. The transcript is spliced from 4 exons.